Messenger RNA from Rhagoletis pomonella (apple maggot), 803 nucleotides. RefSeq names its product probable prefoldin subunit 5 (gene Pfdn5). The transcript has 3 exons. NCBI's taxonomy places the organism in Eukaryota, Metazoa, Arthropoda, Insecta, Diptera, Tephritidae. Bases 130 to 612 code for a protein of 160 amino acids. The record is from RefSeq and is a predicted model, not a curated record. Gene Ontology annotation, cellular component: prefoldin complex; cytoplasm. Gene Ontology annotation, biological process: regulation of DNA-templated transcription; protein folding.
GACUCAUCGAAUUUGUUGGUGGUUUUGUCUAUAGAGGUGUGGAAAUUCUUAUUGGCACGAGAUCUAGAGACAUUUGUUAAGAUAUUCCCUUUUUUAACGAUUAUUUCUAAAUACUAAACAAAUCCAAUAAUGUCAGCGAGUAGUAGCAAUGAUAAAACCGAACAAAUUGAUUUGGCAAAACUGAGUUUAGAGCAAUUGAUGCAAAUCAGACAGGAAAUGGAAAAGGAGGUUAACAGCAUUCAAGAGUCACUCCAAACCCUUUACAGUUGUAAAGCCAAAUAUGCCAGUUCAAAAGAAGCGCUGGAAUCUUUUCAACCUGAAUGGCAAGAUCGCCAAGUACUGGUGCCAUUAACAAGUAGCAUGUACGUACCAGGUCGCAUAAAGGAUCUCGACAACUUCGUAAUUGAUGUUGGCACCGGCUAUUAUGUAGAAAAGAAUUUGGAAGGUUCUAAGGACUAUUUUAUGCGGCGUGUGGAUUAUGUGCAGGAACAAAUAGAGAAAAUUGAAAAAAUUCAAAUACAAAAAAGUAGAUUCCUGAAUGCUGUUGCUGGCGUGAUGGAGAUGAAACAACUUGCACUGGCAAAGCAGAUGCAACAGCAACAAAGCGCAUAAGAAAGACAUACAAUACAAAUAGUAUCUACAUAGAAGAAAAAUCAUUUCUUUCAUCUACUAGAAACUAAGUGGAUUUCAGAUAAAACUUAAAUAUAUCGCACGAAAGGAUAGAAGUUUCAUUUCGAAAACUUAGCCUUAAUCGGUAAAAAGAUUCAAAAUAAACCGAAAAGGAAAUUCCAACACCAAUCACA